CUGUAUUUCCAAAACGGAAAAAAAUAUCCGUACCCUCGCUAACCUUGCUUCACGCAACAGUCCAGAAAUCGGCGUUUAAUACAUAUCGAUAUCAAUAUACCAUGUGUUACUCAUCUUCUCUCUCUCUCAUCUCUCUCUCUCUCUCUCUCCUCUGCUCCGUCACACUGAUCCAUCCACUCCCAGCCCACUCUGAUGGCGACCACAUAACGAAUCAUCAUUAUACAAUUACCCCCCUUAGAUCCAAAAAAGAUCUCUGCCUUUGACUGUACUUCCGCAUACAUCUUACGUCCGUAUACCCAUCUCUACGUUCAACUCCUAUUGCCGAGAUCUCUCUUCGAUUAGGGCUUGAUUUCGACUGGAAUCGAUCGCACUAGGGUUCUGAUUUCGAAAGAGUUGAAUCAUGUGAUGCUUCGUGGCUCGGUUUGAGACGGAAUUGGGUUGAAUUCAGCAUAAAGGCGUUGCAAAGCGAAGAAGGAAAUGGCAACUCCAGUUGAGCCGCCAAAUGGAAUUAAGUCUCCAGGGAAGCAUUACUAUUCUAUGUGGCAAACUUUGUUUGAGAUUGAUACCAAAUAUGUGCCAAUCAAACCUAUUGGUCGAGGGGCCUACGGUAUUGUGUGCUCUUCUGUUAACAGGGAAACCAAUGAGAAGGUUGCAAUUAAGAAGAUACAUAAUGCAUUUGACAACCGCAUUGAUGCACUGAGAACUUUGCGAGAACUGAAGCUCCUCCGACAUCUUAGACAUGAAAACGUGAUUGCUUUGAAAGAUGUCAUGAUGCCCAUCCACAGGAGAAGUUUCAACGAUGUCUACAUGGUUUAUGAACUUAUGGAUACAGAUUUGCAUCAGAUUAUCAAGUCCUCUCAAGCACUUACAAAUGACCAUUGCCAGUAUUUCCUCUUCCAGUUGCUUCGAGGACUGAAGUAUCUCCACUCAGCAAACAUUCUUCAUCGCGACUUGAAGCCCGGGAACCUUCUCAUCAACGCAAACUGUGACCUCAAAAUAUGUGACUUUGGGCUUGCACGCACCAGCAGUGGCAAAGGCCAGUUCAUGACCGAGUAUGUUGUCACCCGCUGGUACCGGGCCCCAGAGCUUCUCCUCUGUUGCGACAACUAUGGGACCUCAAUCGACGUUUGGUCCGUCGGAUGCAUAUUUGCUGAGCUUCUUGGUCGCAAACCCAUAUUUCCGGGCACAGAAUGUCUCAACCAACUCAAGUUGAUAGUGAACAUCCUUGGAAGCCAGACAGAAGACGACCUCGAAUUCAUUGAUAACCCAAAAGCGAGAAGGUAUAUCAAAUCGCUACCUUAUUCUCAUGUGGCCCCCUUGUCUCGCCUUUACCCAAAUGCCCAUCCUUUGGCGAUUGAUCUGUUACAGAAGAUGCUUGUCUUUGAUCCAUCAAAGAGGAUUAGUGUUACUGAAGCACUCCAACACCCUUAUAUGUCUCCGCUAUACGAUCCAACCUGCGAUCCUCCGGCACAGGUUCCGAUCGAUCUUGAUAUAGAUGAGGAUUUAGGGGAAGAAAUGAUAAGGGAGAUGAUGUGGGAGGAAAUGUUGAACUACCAUCCUGUAGUUGCCACGGCCAGUAUGGAGGCAAACUAAAGACCUUCUCUUUCUCGGUUUUACGGAGAAGCUUUGAAGGUAUUGUUGUACUAGUACACUAAUAACUUAGCUCUUGAUGUAUUUUUUAUUCCGUUUCCCAUUUUCUUCAUGCCCUUUAGUUUUAAUAAUGUUGAUAAUGAUGCAUUAGCAGUUUGUGCUGUUCGAUGCAUAACACUUCCAUCUUCUUGUGGAGCUUGUUUAUCUCUCGAGCUCUUUAUGUCACGUUGCUUCUGUAGGUUGUAUAUAGUUGUGCCUUUGUAUUUGGGACCUCUUCGAUGUAAAUUAAAUUAAGAUGUACGAGCUGUGGUGAUACUAUUGUGGUAAUUUUGUAUUUUUGAAGCUCUCUUCUUCUUC
Messenger RNA from Rhododendron vialii, 1947 nucleotides. Its product is annotated as mitogen-activated protein kinase homolog NTF3. Gene Ontology annotation, cellular component: nucleus; cytoplasm. Gene Ontology annotation, molecular function: ATP binding; MAP kinase activity. The transcript is spliced from 3 exons. The record is from RefSeq and is a predicted model, not a curated record. Lineage: Eukaryota; Viridiplantae; Streptophyta; Magnoliopsida; Ericales; Ericaceae. Gene Ontology annotation, biological process: intracellular signal transduction; protein phosphorylation. Bases 478 to 1593 code for a protein of 371 amino acids.